This is a messenger RNA of Triticum turgidum subsp. durum (durum wheat), 654 nucleotides long. The record is from the annotation of a GenBank genome assembly. Lineage: Eukaryota; Viridiplantae; Streptophyta; Magnoliopsida; Poales; Poaceae.
AUGGCCAAGCAACGACGGAGCGGCGCCGGCGCCGGUAACGUCGCCUCGGACGCCGUCCGGCCGAAGCCGGAGCGGACGCGGAGGAGCGUGCGGCGGGGGCGCCCCUCCCAGCGCACAUCCUCGUACCGCGGCGUCACACGGCACCGGUGGACGGGGCGGUUCGAGGCGCACCUGUGGGAGAAGAACACCUGGACCGAGCCGCAGAGGAAGAAGAAAGGGAGGCAAGUUUAUCUCGGGGCGUACGGCGGCGAGGAGGCGGCGGCGCGCGCCUACGACCUGGCGGCGCUCAAGUACUGGGGCCGCGGCACCGUCCUCAACUUCUCGCUGUCUAGCUACGGCCAAGAGUUGAAAGAAAUGAGGCGCAGUCCAGGGAGGAGUACAUCGGCUCGCUCCGGAGGUACACAAAUAACUCCAAUUUUUGGCAAGUGGUUCUGUCUGUUAUCAGAUCAGACAGCGUGGCAAAAUGAAAAGCACUGGCUUCUCAAGAGGGGUGUCCAAGUACAGAGGCGUCGCAGGGUAGAGCUGAUCUUUCAUUGCAAGAUUUGUACUGAACAUUUUUCAGAUUCUUGCAAGAAAAACUCUGCGCGCAUCACCACAACGGCAAAUGGGAGGCUAGGAUUGGGCGUGUGUUUGGCAACAAGUAUCUCUACCUAG